GAUGAGCUCGCAGUUACCCACAGAGUCAACAGAAACAAGAUCUUUGCUCUGUGUUCACCCCAACUGAUUAUCUCUUUGUCUGUGGACCUCCAACAGCAACAAUGGGUGACGCUCUCAUGGCCGAGUUUGGGAAGGCUGCUCACUUUCUGAGGAAGUCAGACAAGGAGCGCCUGGAAGCCCAGACCAGGGCUUUUGACAUCAAGACCGAGUGCUUCGUGGUUGAUGACAAAGUAGAAUAUGUCAAGGGGCAGAUCCAAAGCAAAGAGGGGGGAAAGGUGAUCGUAAAGAGGGAGGACCAGACUAUCGUGACCGUCAAGGAGGUGGACGUCCAUCCCCAGAACCCGCCAAAAUACGAUAAAAUCGAAGACAUGGCCAUGUUCACCUUCCUCCACGAGCCAGCUGUUCUGUUUAACCUCAAAGAGCGUUACGCAGCCUGGAUGAUCUACACCUACUCAGGGCUGUUCUGUGUGACAGUGAACCCAUACAAGUGGCUUCCUGUCUAUGACUCUGAGGUGGUGUCUGCCUACAGGGGAAAGAAGAGGACUGAAGCCCCCCCUCACAUCUUCUCCAUCUCAGAUAAUGCCUACCAGUAUAUGCUUACUGAUCGGGAGAACCAGUCUGUUCUUAUCACAGGAGAAUCCGGUGCUGGAAAGACUGUCAACACCAAGAGAGUCAUCCAGUACUUUGCCAGCAUUGCAGCAGUUAGUGGGGUUAAGAGGGAUCCAAGCAAGGGCACCCUGGAAGAUCAAAUCAUCCAGGCUAACCCUGCACUAGAGGCUUUCGGUAAUGCAAAAACACUGAGAAAUGACAACUCAUCACGUUUCGGCAAAUUCAUCCGUAUUCACUUCGGGACCAGUGGGAAACUGUCCUCUGCCGACAUAGAGACUUACCUUCUUGAGAAGUCCCGUAUCACCUUUCAGCUCAAAGCUGAGAGGAACUACCAUAUUUUCUUCCAGAUAUUGUCCAAUCAAAAGCCAGAGUUGUUGGACUUGCUGUUAAUCACCAACAAUCCAUAUGACUACUCCUACAUCUCCCAAGGAGAGGUAACAGUAGCAUCCAUCAAUGAUUCUGAGGAACUGAUGGCCACUGAUAGUGCCUUCGAUGUGCUCGGCUUUACUGCAGAGGAAAAACAGGGGGUCUACAAGUUGACAGGUGCCAUAAUGCACUACGGCAACAUGAGGUUCAAACAAAAGCAGCGGGAGGAGCAGGCAGAGCCUGACGGUACAGAGGCUGCUGACAAGUCAGCUUACCUAAUGGGGAUAAAUUCUGCAGAUCUGAUUAAAGGACUUUGCCAUCCCAGAGUCAAGGUUGGCAAUGAGUAUGUCACCAAAGGUCAAGGUGUAGAUCAGGUCUACUAUUCCCUCGGUGCAUUGGCUAAGUCAGUGUAUGAAAAGAUGUUCAACUGGAUGGUGGUGAGAAUCAACCACUCUCUUGACACAAAACAGGCACGCCAGCAUUUCAUAGGCGUACUGGACAUUGCUGGAUUUGAGAUCUUUGAUUUCAACACCUUUGAACAGCUCUGCAUCAACUUCACAAAUGAGAGACUGCAACAGUUUUUCAAUCAUCACAUGUUUGUGCUCGAGCAAGAGGAGUACAAAAAGGAGGGCAUUGACUGGGAGUUCAUCGACUUUGGGAUGGACUUGCAAGCUUGCAUUGACCUCAUUGAAAAGCCACUUGGGAUCAUGUCAAUUCUAGAGGAAGAGUGCAUGUUCCCCAAGGCCAGUGACCAGACCUUUAAGGCUAAGCUAUAUGACAACCAUUUGGGCAAGAAUAGAAUGUUUCAGAAGCCAAUUCCAGGUAAGGGCAAGGCAGAGGCACACUUUGCCCUGCUCCACUAUGCUGGCACUGUUGAUUACAAUAUUUCUGGCUGGCUGGUGAAGAACAAAGAUCCAUUGAAUGAAACAGUGUGUGGUCUUUAUGCAAAAUCCUCCCUCAAGCUGUUGAGCCAUCUUUUUGCCAUCAUAGCAACGGAGGGAGGUGACAAAGCUGGUGGAAAAGGAGGCAAAAAGAAAGGGUCUGCUUUCCAGACUGUAUCUGCACUUCACAGGGAAAACCUAAACAAGCUGAUGAGCACCCUGAAAACCACCCAUCCCCACUUUGUCCGCUGCUUGAUCCCAAAUGAGAGCAAAACGCCAGGGACCAUGGACAACUGCCUUGUGAUGCACCAGCUUCGCUGUAACGGUGUGCUGGAGGGCAUUCGAAUCUGCAGAAAGGGCUUCCCAAACAGAGUCCUCUAUGGCGACUUCAAACAGAGAUAUAGAAUCCUGAAUGCAUCCGUCAUUCCUGAGGGCCAGUUUAUUGACUCCAAGAAAGCCGCUGAAAAGCUACUGGGAUCAUUGGACAUUGAUCACACUCAGUACCGGUUUGGCAACACCAAGGUCUUCUUCAAAGCAGGCUUGCUGGGUACAUUGGAGGAGAUGCGAGAUGAACAACUCUCCCGCAUCAUUACAAUGAUCCAGGCCAACGCAAGAGCCAUACUCAUGAGGGCAGAGUACCAGAAGCUUGUGGAACGCAGGGAUGCUCUAAUGGUCAUCCAGUGGAACCUUCGUGCCUUUUUAGGGGUUAAGAACUGGCCCUGGAUGAAGAUGUUCUUCAAAAUCAAGCCACUGCUGAAGAGUGCUGAGUCUGACAAGGAGAUGGCAAACAUAAAGGACGAGUUCACUAAGCUCAAAGAGGCCUUUGAGAAAUCUGAAGCAAGACGGAAGGAGCUUGAGGAGAAAGUGGUGAGUAUUCUCCAAGAGAAGAACGACCUGCUCCUACAAUGCCAGUCUGAGCAGGACACACUAACAGAUGCUGAAGAGCGCUGUGAGCAGCUCAUAAAAAGUAAGAUCCAAAUGGAAGCAAAAGUCAAAGAACUGACAGAACGUAUGGAGGAUGAAGAGGAGAUGAAUGCAGAUCUCACAGCAAAGAAACGCAAGCUGGAGGAUGAAUGCUCUGAGUUGAAGAAAGAUAUAGAUGACCUUGAGCUGACAUUAGCCAAGGUUGAGAAAGAGAAACAUGCCACAGAGAACAAGGUGAAGAACCUCACAGAGGAGAUGGCUUCCCAGGAUGAAAACAUUGUGAAGCUGACCAAAGAGAAGAAGGCACUGCAGGAGGCUCAUCAGCAGACACUCGAUGACCUACAGAGUGAGGAGGACAAAGCCAACACCUUGACCAAAGCUAAAGCUAAGCUGGAGCAACAGGUGGAUGACCUUGAGGGCUCCCUGGAACACGAAAAGAAAGUCAGAAUGGAGCUUGAGCGCUCCAAGAGAAAGCUUGAGGGAGACCUAAAACUGAACCAAGAGAAUUUGAUGGAUUUGGAGAACGACAAACAGCAGCAAGACGAGAAACUCAAGAAGAAAGAAUUUGAGAUGAGCAGCCUGACUGUAAAGAUUGAGGAUGAGCAGGUGGCUGGAGUUCAGCUCCAGAAGAAACUGAAGGAAAGCCAGGCACGAAUCGAAGAGCUUGAAGAGGAGUUGGACGCUGAGCGAGCAGCCCGAGCCAAAGUGGAGAAGCAGCGAUCUGAUCUCUCCCGCGAGCUAGAGGACAUAAGUGAGCGUUUGGAGGAAGCGGGAGGGGCCACAUCUGUCCAGGUGGAGCUCAACAAGAAGAGGGAGAAUGAAUUUCUGAAACUUCGUAGGGACCUGGAGGAAUCCACGCUUCAACAUGAGGCCACUGCUGCAUCCUUGAGGAAGAAGCAUGCGGACAGUGUGGCCGAACUGGGUGAGCAAAUCGACAACCUCCAGCGUGUCAAACAGAAGCUAGAGAAAGAGAAGAGUGAGCUGAAGCUGGAGCUAGACGACCUGUCCUCAAAUAUGGAGAGUGUGGUAAAGGCCAAAUCCAACAUGGAGAAGAUGUGCCGAUCGAUGGAAGACAAUAUGAAUGAGAACAAGACCAAGUAUGAGGAGGCCCAGAGGUCCCUCAAUGACUUCUCCUCACAGAGGGCCAGGCUGCUCACUGAAAAUGGAGAGUUGGGACGUCAGUUGGAGGAGAAAGAGUGCCUGAUUUCACAACUCACCAGGGGCAAGAGCUCCUACACCCAGCAGGUGGAGGAUAUGCGCAGGCAGCUCGAGGAGGAGGUCAAGGCGAAGAAUUCACUGGCCCAUGCUGUGCAAUCUUCCCGUCAUGACUGUGACCUGCUCAGGGAACAGUUUGAGGAGGAGCAGGAGGCCAAGGCAGAGCUGCAGAGGGCACUAUCCAAGGCCAACACUGAAGUGUCCACAUGGAGGGCAAGGUAUGAGACUGAUGGAAUCCAGAAAACUGAGGAGCUGGAGGAAGCUAAAAAGAAGUUAGUCCAAAGACUGCAAGAAGCAGAGGAGGCUGUGGAGGCUGUGAACGCAAAGUGUUCCUCCCUCGAAAAGACCAAGAGUCGCCUCCAAAAUGAAAUUGAGGACCUGAUGUUGGAUCUUGAAAGAUCUAAUGCAGCAUCUGCAGCUCUGGACAAGAAGCAGAGAACCUUUGACAAAGUCAUGGCUGAGUGGAAGCAGAAGUAUGAGGAGUCACAGUGUGAGCUUGAAGGUUCCCAGAAGGAGGCUCGGUCUCUCAGCACUGAGCUCUUCAAAUUGAAGAAUGCCUAUGAGGAGUCCUUGGAUCACCUGGAGACCAUUCAAAGGGAGAAUAAGAACCUGCAGGAGGAGAUCUCUGACCUUACUGAUCAACUUGGUGAGGGAGGAAAAAGCGCCCAUGAAUUGGAGAAACUUCGGAAGCAGCUGGAGCAAGAGAAAGCAGAGCUCCAGUCAGCACUGGAGGAGGCAGAAGGUUCCCUGGAGCACGAAGAGGGCAAGAUCCUUCGGGCACAGCUGGAAUUCAACCAGGUGAAGGCGGAUAUUGAGCGCAAGCUGGCAGAGAAAGAUGAGGAAAUGGAACAGGUCAAGAGAAACUACCAGCGCAUGGUGGAGUCACUGCAGACCUCCCUCGAGUCUGAGACCAGGAGCCGCAACGAGGCCCUGAGAGUCAAGAAGAAGAUGGAGGGCGACCUCAACGAGAUGGAGAUCCAGCUUAGCCAAGCCAACAGACAAGCGGCUGAUGCCCAAAAGCAGCUUAAGAGCAUCCAGUCAUAUCUGAAGGAUACCCAGCUGCAGCUGGAUGACUCUACACAUGGGAAUGAAGACCUGAAGGAGAACAUUGCUCUCUUGGAGCGCAGGAACAAUCUGUUCCAAGCGGAGCUGGAGGAACUUCGGGUUGUUCUUGAGCAGACAGAGCGUUGCCGCAAGCUGGCCGAACAGGAGCUCACUGAAGCCACAGAGCGCAUGCAGCUCCUGCACUCUCAAAACACAGGCCUCAUCAACCAGAAGAAGAAACAAGAGGCUGAUCUGCUCCAACUGCAGACCGAGGUGGAGGAAGCAGUACAGGAGAACCGCAAUGCUGAAGAGAAGGCCAAGAAGGCCAUCACCGAUGCAGCCAUGAUGGCAGAGGAGCUGAAGAAGGAGCAAGACACUAGUGCCCACCUGGAGCGUAUGAAGAAGAAUAUGGAGCAGACCAUUAAGGACCUGCAGCACCGUCUGGAUGAGGCGGAACAAAUCGCAAUGAAGGGUGGGAAGAAGCAGCUCCAAAAGCUGGAGUUACGCAUUAAGGAGUUGGAGAGCGAGCUGGAGGCGGAGCAGAAGAGGGGCACAGAGUCCAUCAAGGGGGUGCGCAAGUACGAGCGGCGCAUCAAGGAGCUCACUUACCAGACGACGGAGGAUCGCAAGAACAUGGCUCGCAUCCAGGACCUGGCGGACAAGCUGCAGCUGAAGGUGAAGUCCUACAAGCGCGCCUCCGAGGAGGCAGAGGAACAGGCCAAUGCUAACCUGGCCAAGUUCCGCAAGCUGCAGCAUGAGCUGGAGGAGGCUGAAGAGCGAGCAGACAUCGCCGAGUCCCAGGUGAACAAACUCCGGGCCAAGACCAGGGACGGGUCUGGCAAGAAGGGCUUGGAUGAGUGAGGAGGUCCCAACACAGCAAUGUCACAGGUGUGUUGAUUAGAACAAUUACACCUUUUUCUCACAAUUGCAUUAUAGAGCAGAAUGUAGGAUAUGAAGAAUAUAUUCCAGACAAUGAGUACAUUUUACAUGCAUACUUAUAAUUCAAUAUUACUUCCUUACUUACUCUGAUAAUCUUAAUCGGUAUAAGGUCAUAAGCUAAGUAAGCAUAAACCGAUUAAAAUACCUAGAUUUUUUAAAUAAUUAGGACAUGUAAACGCCUUAAUCGGAGUUGUGUAUUUGAUCUGCUCUCACCAGCAGUGCGAGCCUCCCUCUUCGGCACGAGUGAAGUGAGUUUGGAAAGUAUGCAUUAUAGAAAUGAUUUUCAGAUGCAAACUUUAUAUGUCUAAACUCAGAAUCAAAUAGGCUUCCCAAAAAGUAUAUGAUCACUGUGAUAAAACGUUUAAGUUGAUAGGGUAUUUUCUGCAUUUUUCAAAGCCUCAUCAGGUAGCCUGAUUAACAGCUGUCCAUGUUAACCGGAUUCUAAGGGAAAUCGAUCUUCUUGCAAAGCAUAUAAAUGUUUUAAUCAAGCUAUUAUAGUAAUGAGAGUAAUCACAAUAAUAAUAUUAUUGAAUGCAUGUACAUGUACCUAAUUAUUUAAGAGGAAUAGGCUUCAUUAGUUUAAGAAUACAUACCUAAUUGUAAUGCCCUAAAUCAUUUCACUGUGCUACAUAAAUCACAUUGUAUUGUAAUUACACAAUUAAAGUGAAAUGUGAAUACCA
This is a messenger RNA of Salmo salar (Atlantic salmon), 6658 nucleotides long. Its product is annotated as myosin-6. The record is from RefSeq and is a predicted model, not a curated record. Gene Ontology annotation, molecular function: ATP binding; actin filament binding; microfilament motor activity. Lineage: Eukaryota; Metazoa; Chordata; Actinopteri; Salmoniformes; Salmonidae. Gene Ontology annotation, cellular component: cytoplasm; myosin II complex; myosin filament.